AUGUAUGUUGAGGAGGAUGGGCCCGAGCAUUUUGUCGACAUUCGGAAUGAUAGGGCGGCGGAGUAUCUAUAUACUAUCGGGCUGACGAUGAUGUACUAUGACUGGGUGUUGAAUCUUCCAUUAGAGAUAAACGUCGUGUCGGAGGAGAUUCUCAUUGGCCUCGGUGCUUUACGUUCUCCUUCGAUAUAUGUCCCUGACGAUGAUCAUCCUCGUCUCUAUUUCAGGCUACACACUAUUUGGGGCUACAACCUCGUGAUGACCGAUGAGCAGGUCGGAUUGCAGACGAUCGCCUUCUUGACAUACAACGGUUAUAGGGCUUACGGCAUCGAGUCGACUAUACACGGGUACCACAACUGCAACACCUUCAUACCCCUGCAAGACGCUAUCACAGCGCCGUGGUACUUCAUGCAACUCACGUUCGAGACGAUGAUGGUCGCCGUCUCGGUGUUCUGUCUGGUUCGUCAUGCGAGGGACGUUCGUAGGCGAUAUCGCAGAUGGGAUUGGAACGAUCUGUUUGCAACGAUGAUAAGAGAUCAUACGUUGUAUUUUGUCCUAUAUAUGGUCUGGGGCACGAUGAACGGCGUCUCUAACCUGAGCGACUCGUCAGCUCCAUUCAUCAACGAGCUCCUGUAUAACGCAUCCAACUUCUGGCUUGGCUACAUCUAG
Messenger RNA from Coniophora puteana RWD-64-598 SS2, 666 nucleotides. RefSeq lists its product as uncharacterized. Lineage: Eukaryota; Fungi; Basidiomycota; Agaricomycetes; Boletales; Coniophoraceae. The transcript is spliced from 12 exons. The record is from RefSeq and is a predicted model, not a curated record. The coding region runs from base 1 to 666 and encodes 221 amino acids.